This is a messenger RNA of Pocillopora meandrina, 681 nucleotides long. Lineage: Eukaryota; Metazoa; Cnidaria; Anthozoa; Scleractinia; Pocilloporidae. The record is from the annotation of a GenBank genome assembly.
AUGUCUCAGUCUGUCCAAGUCGAGGAGCAAGGUGACACAAGUAGCCGCGGAUCUUCAAUCCGACAACCCGUCUCCAAGCAAAGUAAAUUGUAUGAGGAAAUUUGUGUUUCUUGUGAAAAGACUAAAGACCUUCAAGGAACAAAAACUAGAGAGGCACUUAUUCAGUGUGUUGACCUACAUGCUGAUAACAUCAUCAAGAGAGCAGCAGUGAGUAAAAACCAUGGAAGUAUAAUGACUAUUGUCAGCAGAGAAGUUAUUGCGGCAGAAGCUUGUUACCAUAAAUCUUGUUAUCAUGAUUACACUAAAAACGUUCAAGGAGGUGUUAAUGCAAAAUCACAAGCCUAUGAGAGUUUGUUUACCAAAACCAAAACAGGCUUGUUUCAAAACCAGAGGGUUGUUAGAAUAGCCGAGUUAUACACCUUAUUUACAUCUUUCUUGAAGUCUCAAGAAGUCGUGGAAGUGGAAGUCAAAGAAUCUACAAGAACCCAUUUCAGAAGAAACCUUGAAGGAGAAUUUAGAGAUACACCAGAUUUUGAAGACCUUUAUAGCAACAAACAUGUUUUUGUUUUUCCGCAUAGCCUUUCCAGACUGGAUUUGGCCAAGCUAGCGAUGGAGAAGUGUGAUUGUGCUUCGCCUUUUAAACAGUGCCAAAUAUAUUUCAAAGACCACCGUCCACCUUAG